AACUAUUUUAUAAGACAAUUACCAAAUGCUGGUCGUGUCGUUGAACCUUUAACCGAUUUUCACAAAGAUGAAGUAAGAGAUAUAGGCAGAGAUCUCGGUCUACCAGCCGACUUAGUUGAACGACAACCAUUUCCAGGGCCAGGCCUAGCUAUCCGGAUUCUCUGUGCUGAAGAACCUUAUAUAGAAAAAGACUACUCAGAAACACAGGUUAUAGCAAAAGUUAUAGUUGAUUUUCAUAACAAACUAUUGAAAAACCAUGCAUUAAUAAAUCGCGUAAUUGGCUCUAUCACUGAAGCAGAAGAAAAGGAACUUAAGCGUAUUUCGUCCAUAGAUAAAGUGCAAGCUACUGUUUUACCUUUGCGAUCUGUCGGUGUACAGGGUGAUAAAAGAACUUAUAGCUAUGUGGUGGGGUUUUCUUGUAGCUCAGAACCCAAUUGGAAUGAUUUGAUAUUUUUGGCAAAAUUAAUUCCUCGUAUUCUUCAUAAUAUCAAUUGUGUUUGCUAUGUGUUUGGAGGUCCCGUGCAAUAUGAAAUUACGGAUAUAACUCAUACUACUCUUAAUGAAUACGUUUUAGAGCAACUAAGGGAAGCUGACGCUAUAGGAAACGAAAUAAUAAUUCAGGCAGGAGUACAUCGUGUAAUUUCGCAAAUGCCAAUUGUUUUGAUUCCCAUGUAUUUUGACAGAGAUCCGACGAAUCGAACUCCGUCUUGUUGUAGGUCAAUAGUCUUAAGACAAUUUUUAACAAAUGAUUUUAUGACCGGAGUACCAGUAAUACCAGGAUCUCUUCAGUUGCCAACACAGUUCUCCAUAACAUUGUUCACGAAAUAUCAAAAUUAGAUGGCAUAUCCCGAGUUUUAUACGACUUGACAUCUAAACCACCAGGUACAACCGAAUGGGAGUAACUCUAUUAUCUAAUUUUAACC
Bactrocera tryoni is the source of this 923-nucleotide messenger RNA. RefSeq names its product GMP synthase [glutamine-hydrolyzing]-like. Gene Ontology annotation, molecular function: ATP binding; GMP synthase activity. Gene Ontology annotation, biological process: GMP biosynthetic process. The annotation marks the transcript as partial. Gene Ontology annotation, cellular component: cytosol. Lineage: Eukaryota; Metazoa; Arthropoda; Insecta; Diptera; Tephritidae. The record is from RefSeq and is a predicted model, not a curated record. The transcript has 5 exons.